This is a messenger RNA of Bursaphelenchus okinawaensis, 2164 nucleotides long. Lineage: Eukaryota; Metazoa; Nematoda; Chromadorea; Rhabditida; Aphelenchoididae. The record is from the annotation of a GenBank genome assembly.
AUGGAGGGCUCUCCCAACGGUUUGAAAGCCCCGUUCAAAGACACCAAAAAGUUGACCGUAAGUUGUUUUUGUUUGUUUUUGCUUUUGUUUUUAGUGGAAUUGUUGUUGUUUAUCAACCGGAAUGUGUUUGUUUUACAAAUGAAGUUGUUAGAAAUUGUUUUGCUGAGAAAUUUAUGUUGAAACAUAAAGAAUUAUGUUGUUCAUGAGGUUGAUAGUUAAAUUAAGAUUUUUAUCAAGUUUUGGUUAGAAAAUCUUGGAAAUCAUUAUUUUUAAAUUAAGAAAUACGUAUUUAGUAAGCUUUACUUAAGUUCAUGGUUAAUUUCAUGGUUAAUAAAUAUCAAAAUAUUAAAUUUAUAUUAUAGAAGGUAUUGACAUCUAAAGCAAUUUUUUUAUCGGUUAGUAUCAAUAAAAGUCAUUAAACUUGAUCUUUAGGGAUAAAGACUUAGAAGCGUUUUUGAUUAUAUUGUAAAAUACGCAGAUAGGAACCGUGCGAUAAUAAUUUUCGCAAUAAUAAGGAAGGUGUUAAUGUCUAUGACAAUAUCACUCGGGAUUUUAAUAAAAUCGUUUUGACUUUGGGCUUACCUAGGAACGUAAGAAUUGUUGAAAAUGUGCUAACGAAUUUUUGACACAUGAUAAUUUUUUGACUUUAAAAUGUUUAAAAUUAUAUUCUUCAUAAGGGGUUAUCUAAAACUAUUUUUAUUGGCUGUUUUGAUGAAAUUUGGUUAAAUUUUAUACUAAGUAGUGAGAAUAUGUAAUAUUAAAGGCCUAAUAAAAUUUAUUGGAGGGAUUGAAAAUUUUGGCAUAUAAAAUUUGAAAAAUAUAUUACUCAUGCUUUAAAAUCCAAAAAAUCGAUAAUUUUAUAGAAGCUUUUUGAAUUCAGUGUAUUUAUGGAUAGUUUUGAACUCAAUGCUUUUAGUCACUUCUUCUACAAUAUAAAUCACAUUAAAAGACUAAUUUUGCCUAAAUUUCAGCAAAUCACAUACCACGUAUUUAAUGAAAAGUUUGCGCCAAUAGCAUUGCACCGAGUUUUGCCGGAUUUAAUCACAAUUAAAGGAUCUGAUCUCAUAACGCUUAUAUCUGGUAAAGAAGGUUUGAAUGCUGAUGAUCUACUGUUUUUCGAAUAUUAUAAUGUUAGUGCGGCCAAGAUUGAGGACAUUGACGAAAACAUGUUGGUAAUGGGAGGAAGCGAAGUCUUUUUGGUCUAUGAUUAUACAGGAGUGAGUUAUUUUCUUAUUUAUUUGGUUUAUAGGUGUUAUAGAAGGAUGCAGAUCGAAUUUUGAGGAUUUAGCUUGUCGAAGGAUUUUGUCAUAGAUCUUUUUUUGAAUAUAUUAUUAUAGGUAGCUAAAGCCAUAUUGAUUUUUUGACUUUUAACUCAGUUUUUGUCUUAGAGGUGUUUAAUAUGUUCUUCACAAUAACGUUGUCUAUAUUUCAAACGUUUUCCUUUCAGCUCAUCUUAUCCAGACACGAAGAAUUCACAGAACUUCCAGUAGAACUUCAGAUAUACUCAUUGCCAGCCUUACUGAAAGAAUCACCACAAUGUCAGAUUGUUCUAGAAAAACUAACUGAUGGAAUAGAUCUAUCGGAGCUGGAGAUGAAGGAAAUGUCCAAGUUGUUAGCACAAAAACUCCAGAAUUAUGUGUUCACAAGGCCGGCUAAACGGACAGAACGAUCUGCAUGGUUAAGACACUUGUUUGCUCCAUACCCAAAGUUCGAUUUGGUGAGUUGAUGUUUAUUAUUGUUUUUUGGUUUUUAGGUAACAGAGGAUGAAAAUAUUGAAGUUUGAAGAAGUUUUUGGAGGUAUUAGAGGGAUAGGGUUGAGUUACGUGAUUUUUAGGUAACAUUUGGGAACUUUUUGACCGUUUUUGUUUUUUAGGUAACAUUUUUUUUAAAAAUCAGUGCUUCUUGUUAGUGUAGUGUUCUUUUGCUCGAAUUUCUGUUUUUUCAGCUAUUUUCAAAGCUUUAGGUAACAUUUUUUAAAUUUUUUGAAUGUUCUCAAUUUUUCGGCCAAAAUCUUAAUGAUACUCGUUUGCAGAGGCAGAUCCUCCAACGAACAGGUCCCCACCCUCACAAGUUUGACGCUUUUCUAUUCAACACUUUCUUUAAUGCCAAAACGAAACGUCGGCGAAUGUUUAAGAAGUUCGCGGAGACCGGAGAUUGCAUUUAA